AUUAAACACAUCACAAUUGGAUUAACCCAAAAAGACAAAGACCUCGGGGAAAAAAAGACAGAGAGCAAAGAAAGAGAGACGAAAAUUACAUGAUCCAUUUAUAGGAAGAUAAAGACUCUCAUCAUCAGCCGGUUACUUCUGGAUUGUUGUUACAUUCAUUUUCUAAUUGUGAUUAAUUUCCGAUCAUUCCAAGUGCUAAAUUAACCGCUUGGUAAUUUUGAUUUACUUCUAAUUGGAUUGUUAAUCAUCAGUUGACAACAAAAAGAACCAGUUACUCAAUAGUUUGGCCUGAUUGAAUCAAAUUGAAUCUUGACACAAUCUAUAUCAUCUUAAUUGUUUAAUUUGGUUUACAUUAUCAACCAAGUAAAGCAUUGGAGGAGUAGAAGAAGAUCAAAUCUAAUUGUCCAAAGUCUCUUGAAUUCUAAUCUCAUUGGUUGAUUAUCUAUUGAUUGGAAAUUUAUCUAUGAAAAGGAGGGAACCAGCUGAGAGAAUUGAUAUUUUUGUUUCUCCUCUACUAAAUAUAUAAAAUCACUUCUCUUGUGUUCCAAUUAAUUUACAUUCACUAUCUGAAUGUUAAAAGUGCCACAUAGGAUUUUACUAUUGAUAAAAAAGUGCUUCUCAUCUGACAUGUUACAAGAUUAUUAUAAUAUUAAUCGCCCCUGGUGUUAUACCAAUUCAGGAAGGAUAAGACAAAAGGAUAAUCUCAAGAGUAAAGAUGAACGAGUAAACAAUGGGACAAAUUCAAGAUUAAAAAGAGAUCAAUCUAAAAGUACCAAUGGACAAUUUGAAUUUUCCUUAAUGACGUUUAAUUGUCUCUCCCAAGAUCUAAUUGCUCGACACACCGAGAUGUAUGUCAAUUGUCCAAGAGGUUCCCUUGAUUGGCCUUUACGAAGAGACAGAUUAGCCCGUGAAUUAAGUGACUCGAAUCCCGAUAUUGUUUGUCUUCAAGAAGUUAACUAUGGUCAUCAUGGUCAAUUUUAUAAACCCUUUUUCACCAGUUUAGGUUAUUCUGGUAUCUAUAAGAAAAGAACUGGUUCCAUGUAUGAUGGAUGCGCUUUUUUUUACAAAACCUCGAAAUUCACUUUAUUGGAUAAAAUUGAAUUGGAAUUUUAUCGAUGUGAUUUAACCAGCCUUCUAAAUAGAGAUAAUAUCGCAAUAAUUGGUGUUCUCAAGCCUCUUAUCCAAUCAUCUAAUGGAACCAAUGGUUUAGAUUCUAAUCGAUUAAUUGUUGCAACAACUCACCUUCUUUUCAAUCCUUCCCGUGGUGAUGUUAAAUUAGCUCAACUACGAUUACUUUUAGCUGAAUUGGAUCAACUGAUUAAUUCAUUUAAUGAAACGGGAAAAUACAAAACCAAUGUAAUACUUUGUGGGGACAUGAAUUCAGUUCCAUAUUCACCUUUGUAUAAUUUCAUUACCACCGGUUCACUUGAUACAUCGGGCUACCAAUGUGGAGAUUUAUCUGGCCAGUUAGAAGGUACUGGACAUGGAAAACUUUUUCGACCCUCUGACCUGAAACUGGAAGGAAUUAAUCACUUAACUCGAUAUGUAUCUAAUCAAAAUGAGAAACAAUCAAAUGUAAACAAUGGAAGGAAAGAUAAUUGGAGGGAUAAUAAUACCGUAAAAUCAAAAAACGAGAAAUAUACGAGAAAAGAUUUUCUUAAAACUAACGAUAUCGAUGAGAGAACUGAUCAAAAUUCACAAUUAAUUAAGCAUAAUUUCAAAUUCUCAUCAGUUUAUCCAGCCACCGAUGUGAAUAAUUUACCAUUCAUCACAACUCACCAUGGAACUGGAUCUUGUAUGGUUGAUUAUAUUUUCUACAAUAGAUCUGAUAGCUUAGAGUUACUGGGAUACACUCGAUUAUUAAAUAGUGAACAAAUGGCUCGAAUCGGAUGUCUACCCAAUCUUUUCAUCGGAUCAGAUCAUUUAUCCCUUCAGGCUAAAUUUCUCAUAAAAGGUUAAUCAACGUUCUCAACAAUUUAACUCCAACAUUUACCCAACCAUUUUCAACCAAAUAACAAAUCAUAAAGAAGCUUUUUCCAGCCAAACUAACAAUUAACCUUUGACAAUCUAUCCAUGGAUCGAUUGAACCAUUUGCCUAAUAUUUCAUAUCUUUUUGUUUCUUGAAAAAAAAACCUUAAUUGUUGACAAUUAGUAUCUAAAUUGCUUUCACUCGAGAAAAACUCACUACCAUUAUCUGCCUAAUAUCAGCUUAUUUUGUUUAACUGACUAAUCAAAUUGAUAUAAUUAUCAUUGAUUCCGACAAUCAGAGUUAAUUAAUUAGUUAAUCUUAAAAAUUAACCUGUAACCUUUGACCUGUAAUCUUUUCAUGUACAAAAGUAACAUAAUUUUUGAUAAAUUUACAAAUAAAACAAAAAGAUUUUGUUAA
Molecule: messenger RNA, 2386 nt
Organism: Panonychus citri (citrus red mite)
Lineage: Eukaryota; Metazoa; Arthropoda; Arachnida; Trombidiformes; Tetranychidae
Product: protein angel homolog 2-like
Exons: 3
Coding region: 571-1959 (462 amino acids)
Molecular function (GO): 3'-5'-RNA exonuclease activity
Source: RefSeq, a predicted model, not a curated record